Mugil cephalus (flathead mullet) is the source of this 3443-nucleotide messenger RNA. RefSeq names its product adhesion molecule with Ig-like domain 3 (gene amigo3). Gene Ontology annotation, biological process: brain development. Gene Ontology annotation, molecular function: protein binding. Lineage: Eukaryota; Metazoa; Chordata; Actinopteri; Mugiliformes; Mugilidae. The transcript has a single exon. The record is from RefSeq and is a predicted model, not a curated record. The coding region runs from base 645 to 2171 and encodes 508 amino acids.
AGAGUGAGAGGGAGGAGGAGGAGAAGGAGGAGGAGGAGGAGGAGCUGUGAAUCAGCUGAGAGCCGUAAACAGACGAAGGAUUCAGAUCAAACAUCCUGAGAUCUGGACCAGUCGACUUCUCCUCCUCCUCUGUCUCUGAGCGUCCGAGGACGAGGACGAGGACGAGAGGAAGAUGAAAGGGCGAUGAGACAGAGAGACAUUCCCUCCCACUGCUCAGAACAAAACGACACGAGACAAAAGAGACGGAGCUCCUAAUCCCCCAGAGAGGACGCAGGACAGAGGACACGUCCUGGACGUUCUCCUCAUAUCAGGACAUCAUAACCAGCAGAGGACACAGUAAGAGACGGGUCUGAACUCUUUUACAUUUGGAGAAGAUGAACUGAGCAGAGGACUUGGACCUGGACCUGGACUUAUCUUAGUCUCGUCUCCAGACCCUUGGACCCGGUUUUAGUCUCGUCUCCAGACCCAGUGAAAAAUAGAAACUCAUUUCCCCUGAGAGACGUCAAUGAGUCCAGAGACGGGAUAACAUGAGUCGUAGAGGGGGGGUGGUGUCGGCUGCUCUGGGGUCAGUUCACCACAUCACCAUGAGAUGAAUCCCAAAGAAAACCUGGAUCUAAAGGGGGACGUCACAGAGACGCAAGAAGAUGGUUUGGACUGGCGUCAUGAUCUCUGGUUCUCUGAUUGUGCUGCUGGUCUUUAUAAACCAGGUCCAGGCCGGGUCUCGGGGCGCGUUUGGGUGCCUUUAUGCCUCGGAUAUCCUGAGCUGCACCGGUCUGGGUAUGGACCAGGUCCCCGGGGACAUGCCGGUCUCUACCGUCACGCUGGAUCUCAGCCACAACCGCAUCGUGGACUUGGACGCCGGCAGCUUCGAAGGACUUCCGCGGCUGGAGACACUCCGGUUGGCCCACAACCAGCUGAGUGACAUCCCCCCCGGGGCAUUCUCCAACUCCUCUGGGACUCUGCUCCGACACCUGGACCUGUCAUCCAACCGUCUUCGCGUCCUGGAGCAGGACUACUUCCAGGACCUGCAGGGACUGGAGGAGCUGCUUCUGUUCAACAACCGGAUCGUCCGGGUGGAGAGCCAAGCCCUGGCCGGACUGAGAAACCUCCACAAGGCCUACCUCAGCCACAACCGCCUCACCGACUUCCCCUUCUUCUCCAUCCAGAAGCACAGCCACCCCCACCUGUCCCUCCUGGACCUGUCCUCCAACCGCCUCCCCAAACUGCCCCUGGAGGACAUAUCAAACCUGCCCCUCUCCGUCCAGGAGGGUCUCUACCUCCACAACAACUCCCUGGUCUGCGAGUGCUCCAUGUAUGACCUGUUCCGGGUCUGGGACCAGAAAGGCUACGAUUCGGUCCGGUUCUUCCGACAGGAGCACGUGUGUCUGGUGUUUGGGAUCCAGAGAGGCACCGUGAGGUUCUUCCAACAUGGACGCUACUUUGAGAAGUGUAACACAACACUGAACCAGCCAAUGAGGGAGCAGGAGAGCAGCGUUGCUGUGACGGCAGGAAAUCCGUUGCUGUUGCACUGCGUCACCUCGUUGUCUGGCCACGGCGUCACCUUCCUUUGGUUCGCACCCAACUCGGAGUACGUGGUCCCGCCGGGGAACAACAGCUCCCUCAAGAUGUUCGGCAAUGGCAGCUUGGAGAUUGUGGCGGCACGAGAGCGGGAUUCUGGGAUCUACUGGUGCAUGGCGUUGGACCAGCGGCGGCGGCGCAACGAAACCUGGGAGGUCAACGUGACCGUGGUGCUGCAGCAUGAUGCCGAAGCCCACGAGCCCUUCAACACUGGGUUCACCACCCUCCUGGGCUGCGUAGUGAGCCUGGUGCUAGUCCUCAUGUACCUCUACCUGACGCCAUGCCGCUGCCCUCCCUGCCCUAAGACCCCGCCCCCCGCCACGCCCACCCCCAGCAUAGGGAAUGAGGGCACCGCCGGAGCCUCCAUCCUCACCCCGACCCCUCCGGCGACCACCGAGGCCCCAGGCCGUAAGGUCAGUACCAACAAGCAUGUCGUGUUUCUGGAGCCAAUCAGAGAGCAACAGAACGGCAGGUUGAGGGCGGAGCCUGGACACCUGGGACCAGGUUUACUCCUGAGCCCAGAGCUGAAAGGGCACAGGGCCGGCGAAAUGGACUCCAUCGUCUUCUCCGAUACGCCCAUUAUGAUGCCAUAGCAACAGGACUUACACCUUCCUCAUCCCUCACCUUCCUCACCCCUCCCCUUCCUUCCCCAGCACCAGACCUGAGCACAACAACCACCCCCACAGCUUCCAGGCUUUACACGAUCCUUUACUUCUGUUGUCACCAAACAUCCAAGUGCAAUUCUCAGAGAUUGAACACUGUUUCACCAUAUCUGCCCCACGACCGUGAACCACCACACUGUGACGGGGUAGGGUUGGGAGGACGGGGGGGAGGACAGGACCAAACCCACCAAAUAUAGCAGCGGAAAGGACGAGGAUGAGCAUGAACCUGAAGCCUAGCAGCACUGUCCCUUUAAGGCCUGUACUGUUCCUUUAAGGCCUGUACUGUCCCUUUAAGGCGUAUACUGUCCCUUUAAGGCCUGUACUGUCCCUUUAAGGCGUAUACUGUCAGUUUAAGGCCUGUACUGACCCUUUAAGGCCUGUACUGUCCCUUUAAGGCGUAUACUGUCAGUUUAAGGCCUGUACUGACCCUUUAAGGCCUGUACUGUCCCUUUAAGGCGUAUACUGUCAGUUUAAGGCCUGUACUGACCCUUUAAGGCCUGUACUGUCCCUUUAACGCCUGUACUGUCCCUUUAAGGCCUGUCCCUUUGAUAACCACUCCAGAUUGCCUUUAUUCUCUAACUGAUUCCGUGAUUAUGUAGCUUUGUAGUGUUUUUCUUUGAAUGUGUCGGACCAGUCAGCGUAGCGCUGUCACUGUGUUUUAGAGGAGAAGAGCUUUUAGUGAGUAAAAAUAGAAUCUUGAGCAGAUACAAAGGAAUAAAUAAAUGAAAAGUCCUAAAACUUUUAUCAGCGUGUAUUUGCUCUUCCACUUCAUGUCUGACUGCGACAAAGAGACAUAAAUGUUUGACCAAGAGAUGGGACAAUCAGGACAGGUGUGUUUGUCUUCACUGUGUCCACUGCAUACCCCAUCUGUCUCCUGUCCUCUGUGUCUCAAUAAACCUUAUGAAUGGACUGUCAGCUCUAUGCGCCUCAUUAUUCUUAUUCUUGGUUUAGAAUCAGGGUUCAGGUUAACACCUCUAAUGCAUGUUUGAUUUAUGCACCUACACAGCCCGAUCCAAUGGCCUUCAUCACCUUCAUCAUCAUCAUCACCACAUCGAGCUGAACAACGUCAAGACACGUACGAUGUACGUUUAAUAUGUUUACACUGUCAGAGCAGAUGACACACAGGGUAUCAUAGACUAAAUAAAUAUGGAACUGCUCCUUUAAUGUGAAGCCAAAGUGAGUAGAGCGCCCCCUGGUGACUGG